AAGAGGAACCUCCAGCUCGCCAACCCUCAGUCCCACAACCCUUCACUCAACCGGAAGUCGAAAGCCGCACACACACAACCCCAAACCCUUAUUCGCACACCCCAAACCCCUUCUUCAGCUACCUUGCUGAUUACCAAACACGUGUCCGACUUCUGUGAAAGGUCAUAGGGGGGAUUUUUUCCCAGGGGGUGACCUUUUGUGGUUGUGUCAAUGUGUCUGUAACAAAUCCGAAAAGAACGAAAGGAGCUGGAGCGGCGCCCCUACGGCCCGGCAACCCCGGCGGCCGAGAGCAGACAGCGUCCUCGUACCAUAACAAACAUGGCGGCCGUCCGAUGAAAGUUGCCCGCUCCUAUGACCCCGUUUAUGACCUCGUGCAACCCGUGUGCCUGCUGCUAAGGACCGAAAGCGAAGGGGAAUUAGGGUAGAAGCGUGGAGGAGGGGGAAAGAGAGAUAAGCUCCUCUCCUCGUGCCGAAAGGGGCCAAAUGGUGUGAUGUGAACUUGUAUUUCUCUUCCGAUAUCGCGAUGGACUGUGGAAGGAAGGGAGUGACUGACCCAAGGGCGUGACCUGAUCUAGGAAUAUUAUUUUUUAAGUGAAGUGGAGAGAGAGAUAAAGGAAAAGAGAGGAAAAGUAAAGCAUAAGUGUGCUUCCGGGUGACUUCUUCGGAUUUUACUUCCACUUUGGUGUCAGGAUGAAAGACCAAACCCAAGUGUGAUGGUGGGUGUAGGAACAAGGGGGCCAGCGUGGGCCCUGGGGGGAUCCUAUACCCCUCACCAUUCCUCGCUUCUGGACGUCCUAGGAAGCGAACCAGGUGGCCCCCCCCUUGAUGGCCCUGCUUUAACUGUGGCACUGGAUGUAGUACAAGCCUGGGCUGUGCUUAUCACUGUUGGCUUCACACUUGUGCUCUUUGUGUUCCUGGCGUUCUGUGUGUGCGCCAAAAAAGAUGAUGGCUACGAUGAAUAUGAGCUGAGCCAGGGGCUGACAACAGUGAAGGUGUGUCAUGAUGGGGGAGAGAAUGGGCUCAGCAGCUAUCCGCGCAUCAAUGGCUCCAACACACCUAAAGGCAGUGAUGAGGCUUCAGAGGCAUCCAGCAGAUGUACUCUGAAGCGGGAGUUGCCAGCUAUCCCAUUAAGCGCUCAUCCAGACCCAUCUGGUGACUGCAAUGUGGAACGCACACAGUCACAGCAUUCCUCUGAUCUCUAUGCUGCAGUUGGAGAUGUCAAUGAUGCGAGCGGAAUAGCCAAGGUUAUUGGCGGUGUGCAGGUGCUACCCUCUGGUGCCAUUGGGCCUGGGGGUCGGGCAGCCAUCCUGCGUGACCCCAAUGUGACCUCCCCCACUGACUCUAGUGGUCCCACUACCAGUGAUGGGCCUGGAGUUGCGACCAGUGUGGCUGCUGCUCACCCCUAUGCCAAAGUGAAGAAGGAACAUCCCUACGCUCAUGUCAAGCUACCAAAGAAAGAUCAUCCUUAUGCAAAGGUGGUUCGUGAUGAUUCUGAGGACCCUGAAACAGAUACAGAUAAUUAUGAUGACCCCAAAGCCAUUGCCAAAGACAAAACUAGUGGAUGGGACUCUGAGGCUACCUAUGAGGCAGCUCCCCCUGUGCCUGAGAAGCGCUUUGACCUAGAGGAGGAGACAGCUGUGGGAUCAGGUCCUCCUGCAGAUAGCAUUGUUGGGGGAGGGGGUCUCAUGACCACUUCUGUGACCUCAGCCACCUCUGCCCUUGGGCCAUCAUCCCCCCGGUCACCCCUCCUCAGCGCCCGGGUCUCCAUGACGAGCUCAGCACAUUCCCCUACAUCCCCCCAUAGCACAGGACCGAGUGCAGAUAGGCCUCCCUCUGCAGAUAUCCCUGCUGCCAUGGCUAUCUCAGGACGCACCCCCGCCAAUGAGGAGCUGCCUUAUAUGACACCCCCACUACAUCAUGCUGGCAUUGAGCUCCCAGUACAGCAAAACUUCAGUGGAGACUCCCAGGACUCACGAGGCUACACAAGCAUCAGUGUACGGGAACCCCUGGCUGCUCUCAAGGCACAGUCUCAGGGGACAGCAGCUACCACAGCAUCUCCUGCUACUCAACCCCAUGAAGGAGAAGGGUACUACAUGACUGUGUCAGAUGACUCGGCUGACGAGAUGUAUGCUUGCAUUUAUGAAGGCUCAAGAGGCGUGGGAAGUGAAACCUAUGCGCAGAUUGAACCACGGUCUACCCCACCCCCACCUCCUCCUCCUAUGCCUAGUCCUCCACAUGCGCCUUCAACCCCCUCACCUCUCUCGACGCGAGGUGGAUCCCAACCUCCACCAGCUCCUCCUAGUGUGGAUAGUCUGCGGCAUGUUGUUCACUCCCGGCAAGCCUCAUCGAGCAGUGCUGCCAGCACAGUAAUGGGCAGUCCAGGAGCCGAGAAGAGAGGAACGCGGUCUCCCUUGCCACCUCUUCCCCAGGGGGACACCAGCCUCUACUCUGGCCCAUCCCCGCAGCCGCCUCACUCACCUCCGCGUACAGCAGCCCCCCCAGCAGAAAGGCCGACGCAAAGGGCGCUAGAGGAGAUGUAUGCUAAGGUCAUGAAGAAACAACGCCCAGGACACAGUCGCGGUGAUAGUUCUGGCGGAGGAGAGAGUGAUGCAGGGAGUGUCUCAUCAUCACGACGUGGCUCGGUAGACAUUGGGGGAGCUCGAUGGGGAUCCCAUGCUUCCACUCCCCCCACAACUCCUCGGCAAUCCCUAGAUUUGGGUGCUAUGACACACAGCCUCAUAGAAACGCGCAAUCUGGAAGUCGUUACGAAUAUUAGUAGAGCAAAGUCAUAUGAAACAGCUGGUGUCUGGGGAGGGGCUACACAGCACCCUCCGGCACAGCAAGGAGCUCCACCAAACCCAAACUAUGAGACAAUACCUCAAUUGCCAUCAAACUUCUACUCGGGAGGCUCUUCAGAUCCUGGCUAUGAGACAGUGAAGAAUGCGGAGCCUCCAUACGCAAGUGUGGAGCGACCAGAGGAAACAUACCCUGGGUAUGAGACCUUCAAGCUCACCUCUGAUGUGGAGUCUGAGCCAGGUUACGAAACUCUGAAACACCGUGAGUAUGAAGCAGGCUAUGAGACUGUCACUGAUAAGAGCAAGCAGCCGAGCUCAGAGCCAGGGUACGAAACAGUGGCUCAUGAGGGCAGCCAGGAGGAGGAGGAGCCAGGUUAUGAGACUGUCACUCAUCACCGUAAAGAGGAAGCGGCUGAUCCAGGUUAUGAGAUUGUCAAGGGAAAGACUGGUGUAGAGUUAGCAGAUCCAGGCUAUGAGGAACUGCAAGGGGCUAUACAUCAUGCUCGCACCACAUCCGAACAUGACCCAAACUAUGAGCAGCUGAAAUUUAGUAGCCGUCGUUCUAGUGAUGGGGAUGCAGAGCCAGGCUAUGAGGUUGUCAAGAAAGUGGAGGCAGAAAGCACCUACGAAAUGGUCCGUGACUACGACACCCAAGAAAAGGACCCCACCUAUGAAAAGAUUGACAAACCUGAUGAGCUCCCAAGCCCAUUAGAAACCCCAAUGUAUGCCAGUGUCAUACGGAAAGGCAGUCCAGAGAAAAAGGCAGCCAAGGAUAAGAGCCCAGAGGUUGAAGAAAUAGGCCCAUCACCUGUGGGGAAAAAGCAACCUGCAGCAGAAGAGGCUGUAGAUACAAAAGAGGAAGAAAGCAUUCCCCCACCACUUGCCAUGAAGCAACCAUCACCCCCUCUACAGAAGAGUCCCUCUCUCCCUCUACAGAAGAGUCCCUCUCCCCCUCUACAGAAGAGUCCCUCUCCCCCUCUACAGAAGAGUCCCUCUCCCCCUCUACAGAAGAGUCCCUCUCCCCCUCUACAGAAGAGUCCCUCUCCCCCUCUAAGGAAAAGCCCAUCUCCUGUCUUGAGAAAGAGUCCUUCACCUCCCCUGAAACAGAGUCCAGAGGAAAGGUCUCCAAAGAGUCCUUCACUUCCCUUGAAACAGAGUCCUGAGGAAAGGUCUCCAAAGAGUCCUUCACCUCCUUUGAAACAAAGUCCUGAGGAAAAGUCACCAAAGAAGAGUCCUGACAAUGCUUCUCCUGUGUUAUCCAAGAGUCAUGAUAAAGUUUCUCCAGUUUUAGCUAGAAGUCCAGAGAGGGAAUCUCCACCUCAAAUGAAGAGUCCUGUAAAGGAAGUUUUGUCUUCAACAGAGAUCUCUGAAAAGGAAAUGGGAUAUCCACCUAUAGCCAAAAGUCCUGAGAAAGAAUCACCACCAUUAAUGAAGAGUCCAGAAAAAGAACAAGGAUCCCCUUCACCCAUUGCUAAAAGUCCUGAAAAAGAAUCCCCGCCAGUAGCCAUGACUUUAGAGAAGGGGUCUUCACCCCCAGCAAAAAGUCCUGAAGAGGGAUUUCCUGACUUAACAAAAAGUCCUGUUAAAGAAUCUCCAGUUACAAGGGAGAGUCCUGAGAAAGAAUUUGUCCCUCCUGUGCCACCCACAGCACCCAUGCCAAGCACUGAUCUACAGGAAGGGAUUCCUGAAAGACAAUCGUCUGUUGAGAAAAGUCCAGUUGUCCCUGUGUUAACCUCAGUAGCCCAGUCAUUCCCUACUCCAGUCAAGAGUCCAGAGGCAAGCCUGUCCGAUGAUGAUGUAGUAUUAGGAAUGACACCAGACAAGAAAUCUGUUGUGUUUGAUGACAGUCCUGAUAAGACUUUUUCUCCAUCAUCUGACAGCUCAGAUGAGGAAAGUUUAUCAGAAAAGUUUCCACAACAAAAGCCUCCACCCAGGUUAGAAAGUCCAGUUAGAGAGCAGUCCAGCCUAGAAAAAGAAGGUCCAGUUCAGCAUCCCUCCUCACAGAGUCCAACCAAAGUAACAGAUCCGUCAGCACAAGAAAGCCAUGUAGAAGCAGUGUCAUUGCUAAGUGAAGAUGUUAAUGAAAAUGCAUCAGUAACAAGUGGUGAUUCAGAGAAAUUCCCUGCACCACCUCAAGUAUCUAGUCCUGACAGAACAUCAGCAGCUGCUUUUGAUAGUUUAGGGGCCCAGGAUGGAGUCCCUGUACCAGAAACACAGAAUCAGCCCCAGGAGACUAUUAAUCCCCUUUAUAUGGUUGGAGACAACAGCAACCAGCAGCAAAGUAUGAUGCAGGAGACCAGUACAACGAGUCAGGUGGUUUCUGUAGGAUUAUGUGGUGAUCUCCCACCACCGCCUCCAGUAGAAGAAGAUGAGGCUGCCUUUCCAAAUGACUUGCCACCACCCUUACCAGAAGUGACGUCAUUCAUGCCUUCUAAUGAUGCUUUGUCUGAAGAAGCGCCACCUCCACCUCUUGUGUCCCCUUCAGAUGUAGAAGGACUGGAGGAUAUGCUUCCUCUAGCACACAUGGGGUCUUCCUCCUCAGGUAGCACUGCAGGACAGCCAGGCAGCAUUCAUGGCAGCUCAGAAAAAGACUCUGACUCCCCUCAGGAAUCUGAGGACACUCAGAUGGAAGGCACCAUAGUAGCAGAUGACCUCCCUCCACCCCCAAUGGCAGCUACAACAGGGAGUGAACAGGAUUCUGAUGAAGAGCUUGACAAUUCAGUAUCCUCUGGUUAUGAACAUGGCUUUACUGCUGGGGGAAUAACCGUCACAGUGAAUCCUAUGGCAGACAUGGAGGAGACGCAAGAAGCCACUGACAGUUUGCCUCCUCCCCCUCCCAGUGAACCCUCUCCAGUUGCCCCACCAUCACCUAUUGCUGUCUCAGCAGUAGUGACCAGUAGUGCAGGCAGUCAGAGUAGCAGUAAUGGAUCAGGGAGCCAAGACACAGGUAGUGGCAGUGUAGAGAGUGUAGUUACAGUAGAGUGUGCUGUGGCUGGAGACUCCAGGGUUCAAGACAGGCAACGAUCCACCGACUCUUCCUCGAGUCCUGAGAGUCGUCAUGUAGAUCCCAAUGAGCAGAUAACAGAAGUAUGAGGCAACACUGAUGUGCAUACAGCAACAGAUGUGGCAUAGCUUUAGGAAUGUAGUUCCCUGUUGCUCAGGUUAUCUUUAAGAUAUACCACAUUGCCUACUAGAUUUGGCAGCAGCUCAUAAUUUUUGCACCAAACUGUAACUGGUAUCUAAUUCAACCUAAGUUGCAGCUAAGCAAUUGUUAGUCAUUUUUUCACAGAGUUAUGUGGACCAUCUUGAUUACACAACGCUACUAUGAUAAGUAACUUUAUUGGUAGCUGUUGGCUGUGAAAUAUAAAUAUCAUAUUUCCAAUAUAGCUAGGAACAAUUUCCCUUGUUAGCUUAAAUGAAUUACUGAUGUCGGUUUCAUGCAAGUGUUAUAACAAAGGACUGGCUUCACAGAGCCUUGUGAAUAUUUCCAGACAUAAAAUAACAAUUUUAAUCUACUUACUAAGAGAUAGGUAAAAAAUAUUUCAAUUACUGCCAUUUUUACACCUUGUUAUGUGAUUCUUUUUCCCAACGAGGCAAGUAUAUGUUUAAGUGAAUGAAGGCAUGGAUUUGGUAUUUAAAUUUUUACCCGGUUGUAUAUGGGUGUGUUUGUAAACUAGAUAAACUGAAGUGCUACAGGAGUAAUUUUUGUAGGUGUGGCUCAUGGUAGUUAGUAUGGAUUUAUGUGGUGUGUUCAUGUUAGCCAACAAGGGGCUGCGGCAUCAUGUGCGGUAAUAAACUUUUGAUAUUAAUCAUGUCGCUCGUGGACAAAAGAAUUGCCAUGAUAAAUUCUGUAUGCAGUUUGUUGCCAAAGUUCCUGUUUUUGUGACAACAGGCAGGUUGAAGCUUUAUAAACUUAACAGUGUUCAGUAUAUGUAAUGGUAAGUUCUAUUUAUGGUACUAUAGGGUUGUAGUCAGCAAACAUGUUUUAAUGCAUAUUUGGACAUCAUUCAACACAGCAUUUUCUCAUCCAGUAUUGAUACUCAGCAGAUAUUAAUCUUUCCAGUGGUUUAAAUGUCAUGUAUAAUUCUUUAAUUUUUUGUAUGCUGUUGAAGUUCAUAGUAAUUGCUUUCUUGGAAAAUUUCCAUUGAACAAAAAUUACUGUAUUAUUCACAGGUUACAAAGCCACUACACAUACAGCAAGUUACUAUCUCGUGAUAAUAUCAAACGUUUUUUCGAUGUUUUCUCCUUUGAAUAUGUAUUGCUCUACUCUUUGAAUCUGUUAUAAAAAUAGCUAAGAAGAUGUUAGUCAGUUGUGAUUUCAGUAGACUUCGAGCUAUGCUUCAAGAUUCAUACUCUCAAUCUACAGAACUCUUGUUAGCAGUUUGUCACCAGUGCUAUGAUUUAGCAAGUCUUGUCUUAUUCUCUUCUGUUCUUUAGGCAGCCUUUGUAUUGUUGGCUUGAAUGUUAACAGCAUAGCCAGGUUAGGGAAGGUAAGCAUGUCGUGUCUGUCAGCUACCUAACCUUGCUAUGAUUCUGAAUGUUUAUGAUAAAGGUGAGUGUGUAUAUGGUGUUCAAAAAUUUGAGUCUCAACUCUCAUCAACCAGUGAAACCCAGUUGAAGUUUGUUGUUUGUUUUAUUGGUUGUUAAGGCAUUUGCAAAUCAUAUGAUAUGUGAUUAUGUGGAUGGAUUAGGUGUAUUUUUAUUCAUUUAUUUUCACCUUGAAUUGUGAUGUUUUGUCUUUCUUGUAUGAUUUAUACGAAUGCAUUUGACCUGUUUGUUUAAUGCGAAAGUCUAUUUUGUUACUCGUUACUCAAAUUAUUAUGUUGUGGUUUGAAAUCAGAUGAUUUUAUUUAUCAAGCAACAGAUGCAAAACAGAAAGACCCACAAAACAUUGUUGCUUAACUGAGGUUUCACUGAUAGAAUGUAGUAUGUGUGCCAAAAAAUCUAAAUGUUGUCAAAUGUUUCAAGAACAUUACUCUUAGAGGCAGCUCCUUGAGGGUAUUGCUCUUCAUACUGUAAUUGAAAUGAAUUGAAUGUUCCUGGGUGUAUAUAGAUAACAGUGGCCAAAAUUGCAAAGUUCAGAAAUCAGCCGUGAAUGAGGUGAUUGAGGGAAUGUUUGCAGUACCCAGCAGUUGUUAAUAAUGAGCAUUUUAGAUUAAAUGUCCCUUCUCUCCCUCUUCCUCCCUUCUAUCUUAUUUUUUUUUUCUUCCAUAUUUCUUGUUUUCUGUAGUGUGUAUAACAUACACAUACUUAUUAAUAGUACCUGAAUGUAUGAUUUUCUGACCCCAUGGAGAACUGGUACAUGAAAUGAGUUAGAAGAUUUUUUUCUACUUUUAGAAAAUCUUCCUUGUGGUCAGUGGUUCUAUUGAUGGUGGUUUUCUCUGUGUCUCUGAUGUCAGCUUUAUAUAUGCUACUAUGAGCAAGCUUGAAUAGUAAACAAGGUGAAGCUGAUUUUUAUAUAUAUUUUAGUGUCACUCAAUUCUGUUGUUGCCUUUUUGUGAAUGAACCAAAGCUUCACAUUAAUGGGUUUGUGAUAGUUUGUUGUACUUACUGUUAUUUAUUUUGCAAAUCUUCAUUCUCCAAUAGUUUAAUUGCUGGUGCUAAACACUGAUUCUAGUGCAUGUAAAUAGCUCAACAUCUGUAAAAAAAAAUAAUUUUUCUGUUUUUCAUGUCCUGUGCAUUGAAGAUAUUUUAUAUCACUGUUCCUUGAUUUUUUCACUAUUAUUUAUGCUAUAGAGAUUACAUUACUUGUGUUGUUUGUGAGUGCCCAUACAUACUCCUCCUUCUCUUUGCAUGAAUGUCUCAUUUAACUUUUUUCAGAUUUUUAUGCUUCAUUUGUUUUCAAAAAAACUGUCAUUCUUUCUUUUUAUGUACUGCUUGUGUUAUUAUUUUAGUGUGAGAGUUUUGUAGUCAUUACUGCGUUUCCAACUUGCCUCUGUAUCCAAUGAAGAGAAGUUGCAAUUGGAGUAAUUGAAUUGGUGUUGCCCAAUUAGUUAGCUUGGAACCAAAGAAUAACUUUCCAUAGAAUAUUCUGCAUCAUUAUUGCAAUAAAGAGAGAGAGAGAAAGAGAGAGAGAGAGAAAAAGUGACUAGUUAUCUAAGGAAUGUAAUGCAGCAUAUAGCAGUGGUGACUUUAAUGCAGUGACUUGUAUACUUUUAUAUUUUCUCUCUUGAUAUAUUGAUUUAUAAACUUGUAUUCUCCUUUUGUUUUUACUUCUUUCUUCUCAUGAACACAGUGACUUAUAUACCCUUUUAAAUAAACAAAAUUAGUAACUUAUGUAUACUUUUAUAAUCUUUAUUUUUACUUUAUUUUAUUUUAUACAACAUAAGUGCAAUAUAUACAGUAUAUACAUACAUAUAUAUUUCUUAUGUUCAGUCUCUGCAGCUGAUACCUGAUUCAAAAUUGCAGUCUUCUGAAGUUCAAAUUCACUAGCACGGAUGGUUACCUGGGGAAUGUGUUCUGACUGGCAGUGGAUGAGUGGAGAGAGCGCUGGAUGCUUGGUAAAGUGUUUGAUCCUUUGAGGCAGGUUUUCCUAAGCUUGAUCAAUAUUUUGCAUUUUUGUCCCUCUUAGUUGUAGAUCUUUUGUUUGUUGUUUUUACUUUUCUUUUAUUUGUUUUUGAUUGAUAGGCAAGAAUGGCAGUGUUUUGUUAAUGAAUAGUAUACUAUCUUUAAACUUGUUUUUUCAACCUACAGUUUUUAGUAUUUUGAGCACUUUGCAUAUUAACUAGAAAGAAGUUAAUAGCAUUGUAUUUUAGAAAUAUUACACUGUUAACUUUGAAAAAAGUUGGGAAGCAGCCACUUUUUAAAGAUUUUAUUUUGAUUUUAUUUAUGAAUUUAAUUUUGUUGUCAAAAACACUUAACUGCUCUUAAAAUAUGUGUAUUGCUGAACAAUCCAUGUGUAAGAAAAUGAAGACCUUGCACUUCAUUUAUUUAUUUAUUUAUUUAUUCAUUUUUUAGUUUGACUUGCAGUAAAGCUUCCUGCUUUUGACUCAUAGAAUUUAAAUUAAGUGGCUAGCUUGCCUUUCUUUAGUCAUACUGAAACGUAACUUGCAAUAGUUAAUGACUAGGCAGUAGGUAUUAGAAUAUUGUUCAAAUCAACUUGUCUGAAAGAUAAUUUGUCGUGUGUUUUGUGAAAAAAAGAUUUUGGUGCAUUUAGGUAAAGAAUACUCUUAAUAUUGAAUCAAGAAUCUCUGGUAAAUGUUAACUGUAGUGAUGAAAGCAAAAACCAAAAGAAAAAAAAAAAAAAAAAUUAAGGAACAAGUUUUUAUUGCAUUUACUUAUGGUAAGCAUCCUUUAUUACCAGUAUCUCAAAAACCAAGGUUGUAUUUCAGCCUUUUUAGAAAUAACACAAGUUCAAUUACCCAGUGUUCAAGCGUGGUAGGAAGUGAGAGGUCUUAGGUGAACGCUCCUAAGCAAGGAAAAGAUCAGGGAUAUCUUACAUGUUUUGUGGUGCGUGUGUGUGUGUGUUUCUUUUAAUAGCUGCUGAGUCGGCAUUUUUUUAUUAUUUUUUUUAUUGAAUAUGGUACAGUUUCCUAGUGACAGUACUUACUGUUUUCCUUUCUUUCUUUUUUUAUUUUUAAUGAUUUUUAUUGUUUUUUUUUUGUAUCAGAUUUCCAUUAAUUAGUGUAAAUAAGGUGAUUCAUUGCAUUUAUGCAUUUGACUUUAGAGAAUCUUACAGAGCGGUUUAUUAUUAUUUUUUUUUAAUCUUAUGUAUGUACUUGUGAGCUGUUUUCAUCUUUUAAGUACAGUGUUUGUAAACAACAAAACCAGUUAUUUAUUCUUGUUAAGUAAUAGCAUACUAUUUAUUGGUUGAAUUUAUAUCUCAAAGAAUAAUGGAAUCUCUAGAUGGGAUAUGACUAUAAUGGUGCAAGCAAAGUUCACAGUUGCUAGUGCUUGAAGUUCAAGAUAGAAAGUAAAAGUCUCUUUCCAGGUACACAUUCAACAAAUGUUACUGUUUUGUCUAUUCAAAGUCUCAUGCUUAGCCACAAAUGAAUCAAUAAUAACUUGAGUAGAAAUACAGGAAUCUGUAAUUUAUGCUUCACCAUAUUUUUAUUAUUGUUAUUGAUAUUAUUAUUAGUCUUGUUAGUGUCAUUAUUUUUUUACAGGCUACUGAUUACAUUGAUUUUCUGUAACUUAAACAGAUCUCUCUAAUCACUACUGUUGCUUCCUUUAAGGUUAUUGAUCACAUUCUUGUAAAUUGGGAUCUUCUUUACUUCAACAUUGUAUAAGUUACUGAGAAAAAAACUUUUUUAUUAUAUUUUUAAUUGAUUUUAAUCUCUAUCUCUGAUACUUUCUAAAUGUAUUUGAAUACAUUUUUCAUACUCUCUGAAAUGUUCUUUUUCUCCUAUAUUUUAUUUUAUCCAUUUUUAAUUUUCCUUUUGCAAUCUUGAAAGGAAUCUCAGAAUUGAUGGGUCUUUCGUUAUUUCAACUGAUCAAUAGGUUAGUGUCACGCGACGACUAACUCCACUUUUUUCCUUCGCAUCAAUGGUAGCUGAUGGUAUAUGCAUGCAUCAUGGAGACAUCCUCAUCAUGAGAUGCAAUAUGCUUUUCACCAUCCUUCACAGCUCAGCUUUAUGUGUCCGUUCAGCCACAUGUGCGCGUGCGUGAGUGUCUCUCUCAAGAAUUAGUGACGCUUAUUUCUCUCCCAGUGCACCUUCUUUGACAAUUGUGUAGCACAAGAGAGUGGAGGUUUUGUCAUUAUGUGAGAGAGUGACGCACCUCUUGUGGUCAGUAAGCUACUACUUACACAGUAAAAAAGGAUUAUAGUAA
This is a messenger RNA of Penaeus chinensis, 11564 nucleotides long. Its product is annotated as titin-like. The transcript has 11 exons. The record is from RefSeq and is a predicted model, not a curated record. The coding region runs from base 714 to 5888 and encodes 1724 amino acids. Lineage: Eukaryota; Metazoa; Arthropoda; Malacostraca; Decapoda; Penaeidae.